GUGGUUUUGCGCAUGCGCCAUAGCACUAUGAGCCGGAAGUAACUCUCUCCGAUUUUUAGUCUGACACGUAGCACCGGCGGUUGCCCUGAGAAGACAGCGGCCCGGGAGAGCUGCUGCCAUGUCAAACUUUGAUAACUUCAAUCAAGAGUUCUACCAGACCAGCUACAGUAUUGAUGAUCAGUCUCAGGGUUACAAUUACAAUGCAGGUGGAGGACAAUAUAACAAACCGUACCAUUAUGAUUAUGGUCAACAAGGUGGUUAUGUACCACCAGAAAUGAUGAAUCAACAACAGCCUUACAUAGGACAGAUUUAUCAGCCCACACAAACUUACACUCCUACGUCAGCAGAAUCUGUUUACGGAAGCAGUUUUGAUGAUGAGCCACCCUUAUUAGAAGAACUUGGAAUCAACUUUGAUCACAUUUGGCAGAAGACCUUAACGGUGCUGCACCCACUAAAGGUAGCAGAUGGCAGCAUCAUGAAUGAAACAGAUUUAGCCGGACCAAUGGUUUUCUGUCUUGCGUUUGGAGCCACACUACUACUGGCUGGUAAGAUUCAGUUUGGCUAUAUUUACGGGAUCAGUACAAUUGGAUGCUUGGGGAUGUUUUGCCUUCUCAAUCUUAUGAGUAUGACCGGCGUUUCAUUUGGCUGCGUUUCCAGUGUCUUGGGUUAUUGUCUUCUACCAAUGAUUAUCCUGUCUGGCUUUGCUGUAGUGUUUUCUUUGCAAGGUAUUGUGGGUGUCCUCCUUACAGCGUUAAUAAUUGGAUGGUGCAGCUUCUCUGCCUCAAAGAUCUUCAUUUCUGCUUUGGCCAUGGAGGGACAGCAGUUCCUUGUGGCCUAUCCUUGUGCUUUACUCUAUGGUGUGUUUGCCCUGAUUUCUGUGUUUUGAACGGACUUCUGCAGUGGGACUACAAUGGGGCCUAACACACCUUCAAGACCAAUCUUCUCUGUCAUUAUGGAUCAACUGUUGUUAUGAUGCAAAUUUUGGAGGGAACGAGUGACGUACAACUUGUGUUCUUGUUUUAUAUAGAACUUUUAAGUACUGAAGGGACUCGGAAUCUCUUUGCUUUAGCUAAAUUGUAUGGUGUUAACUAGCAUGCUGAGAUGAGGUGUUUCCCGAAACGGGCACAAUGUGGAAACUGAAUAAUAAAGAGAAUUCUGAGUUGAUCAUGUUGUACAUUUUAUAAUAAAGUUAUUUAAACUGUCA
This is a messenger RNA of Pseudophryne corroboree (corroboree frog), 1204 nucleotides long. RefSeq names its product Yip1 domain family member 5 (gene YIPF5). The transcript is spliced from 6 exons. NCBI's taxonomy places the organism in Eukaryota, Metazoa, Chordata, Amphibia, Anura, Myobatrachidae. Gene Ontology annotation, cellular component: trans-Golgi network; membrane. The record is from RefSeq and is a predicted model, not a curated record. Gene Ontology annotation, biological process: vesicle fusion with Golgi apparatus; endoplasmic reticulum to Golgi vesicle-mediated transport; regulation of ER to Golgi vesicle-mediated transport. The coding region runs from base 119 to 886 and encodes 255 amino acids.